AUGGAAGCUCGCAGUUGUAUUGUUCUCUCAGCUUUUCUCAUCCCUUUUCUGCUUGGAACAGCUUGUGCUCAACUUAGGACAGAUUUCUAUAAAGGCACAUGUCCAAAUGUUGAGUCCUUGGUCACCUCAGCUGUCAAAACCAAGUUCCAGCAGACCUUUGUGACUGUUCCAGCCACUCUAAGACUCUUCUUCCAUGACUGCUUCGUUCGGGGUUGUGAUGCUUCGGUGUUGGUUCAAUCACCGACGAAUCAGGCGGAGAAGGAUCAUCCCGAUAACCUUUCGCUAGCUGGAGAUGGAUUUGACACAGUGAUCAAAGCCAAGGCAGCGGUUGAUAGUGACCCUAACUGCAGAAACAAAGUUUCAUGUGCAGAUAUUCUUGCUCUGGCAACUAGAGAUGUUGUAAACCUGGCUGGGGGACCAUCUUAUACAGUUGAAUUGGGGAGGCGUGAUGGAAGGGUAUCUACUAUUGCCAGUGUUCAAAGACGUCUUCCUCACCCUACUUUCAAUCUUGACCAGCUUAACACCAUGUUUAGCUCUCAUGGUCUCACCCAAACUGACAUGAUCGCAUUAUCAGGUGCACACACACUUGGCUUCUCUCAUUGCAACCGCUUCUCGAAUCGAAUCUACAACUUCAGCCCCGCAAAGCGUAUUGAUCCAACACUGAAUUCAGCGUACGCAUUGCAGCUCAGACAGAUGUGCCCCGUUAACGUGGAUCCAAGAAUCGCCAUUAACAUGGACCCAACCACACCCCGGACAUUUGACAAUGUCUACUUCCAGAACCUUCAGCAAGGAAAGGGUCUGUUCACCUCUGAUCAGAUACUAUUUACAGAUACAAGAUCACGGGCCACCAUCAACACAUUUGCAUCAAGCAAUGCAGCCUUUAACCAGGCUUUCGUGCAAGCCAUGACCAAGUUAGGCAGAGUUGGGGUUCUGACUGGAAAUCAAGGUGAAAUUCGGAGUGAUUGCACCCGUCCAAACUAG
Prunus armeniaca (apricot) is the source of this 981-nucleotide messenger RNA. The record is from the annotation of a GenBank genome assembly. NCBI's taxonomy places the organism in Eukaryota, Viridiplantae, Streptophyta, Magnoliopsida, Rosales, Rosaceae.